CAUGGAUUAAAGAGUACAGAGAGGGUUAUCGCGAAAAAGACUUUCCCAUAUUUUCUACCUGUCCAAACAAGCGAGCCACUUCAAUUCAAGCAUGGCCACUAUCAGCCUGCGGAAGGCGAACACGCGGCUGCCGCCGGAGGUGAACCGCGUGCUGUACGUGCGGAACCUGCCUUUCAACAUAUCGAGCGAGGAGAUGUAUGACAUCUUCGGGAAGUACGGGGCGAUACGGCAGAUAAGGGUGGGGACGAGUAAGGACACACGCGGCACGGCCUUCGUGGUCUACGAGGACAUCUAUGAUGCCAAGACCGCCGUGGACCACCUCUCCGGCUUCAACGUCGCCAACCGGUACCUCAUCGUGCUCUACUACCAGCAGGCCAAGAUGAGCAAGAAGUUCGACCACAAGAAGAAGGAGGAAGAGAUCACCAAGCUCCAGGAGAAGUACGGUCUCUCCAAAGAUAAGUAGUAGGAAUCGUAGAUGGAUGACGAUGUUCCAUUAAUUAGGUUUAGAAUAUAUUCCAAAGAUGUCGUAUUUCUUCGGUACUUUGAAUCCACGAAUUUUUUUAUAUUCGUGAUGUUUGGGCGUUGUUGUUUUGUGAACUCAGAUUUAUGGCACUGAUUUUUUAGAUAUUAUUUAACUAUUGAGUUUCUUUGCUUUUUGUGAAA
This is a messenger RNA of Carya illinoinensis, 663 nucleotides long. RefSeq names its product splicing factor 3B subunit 6-like protein. The transcript has a single exon. Gene Ontology annotation, molecular function: RNA binding. NCBI's taxonomy places the organism in Eukaryota, Viridiplantae, Streptophyta, Magnoliopsida, Fagales, Juglandaceae. Gene Ontology annotation, cellular component: U2 snRNP; catalytic step 2 spliceosome; precatalytic spliceosome. Gene Ontology annotation, biological process: mRNA splicing, via spliceosome. The record is from RefSeq and is a predicted model, not a curated record. The coding region runs from base 92 to 463 and encodes 123 amino acids.